Messenger RNA from Trichoderma asperellum CBS 433.97, 2320 nucleotides. RefSeq lists its product as uncharacterized. NCBI's taxonomy places the organism in Eukaryota, Fungi, Ascomycota, Sordariomycetes, Hypocreales, Hypocreaceae. The record is from RefSeq and is a predicted model, not a curated record.
CGUUUUUUCCCUUCAAACCAAGUAUCGCCGAUCCCACGGCAGGCCAGAAGCCACCAUCCUUUGCGCAUCUGAUAGAAGCAUGGUGGCUUGCGUCCGUGAAUCGCUAUUGGCCGUUUGCGGAUCAUGGAGCUAUCUAUGCGCACGAUGCAGCUCCGUCUGCCUCGGCGCUCUGAAGCGAGAGCUGCCGGCGGGCCUGACGUCUCGUCUGGGGGCGAAAGAGGGGAUGGUGUUGCUCCGAGAUGGCUCUACUCUGGCCCAGUCGGCAACAAGAUGCCGGCUGUGCGGCCUCAUCCAAGAGGCGCUUCUCUGCAGCCUCCAGACCGUUGUCAACAAGGACAAGGGCGACGCAGUAGCGGCGCUCUCGUUAGCCCGCGAUGCUGUCGUUCUCGAGCCAAAGGCAGACUCGCAAGGAUCAACGUUUCCUGAUCCGCCAACCGGGGGUUCGCACUUGACGGGGCUGAAUGUCACUGCAACCGAGUCAACUACUGGGCGGUUAUUGCAAGCCAAGAUCCGGCUCUACACACAUGGCCAGCACAAAGGCCCUCGCCACCGCCAUGAUAUCGUAGGCAGGCCUCAGUUGCAAGGACCAGCAAGUCCUGAGGCCUUUUCCUUAGUUGAACGAUGGCUGGGCGCUUGUAAAAGGGAUCAUCCAUGUUGCUGGGAAACUCUAUCGGGGGAGCUCUUAAACGAGUCCCAGCUACCAGAACUGCCGAGUAGGGUAAUCCAAGUUACCGGCAACAGUGUAAAACUAUUACCAUCAGGACGCCGGUGUGGAAGAUAUGCAACCUUGAGUCAUUGCUGGGGCUCUUCUGGGAGACAGCCGUUGAAGACAACCCGGGCGAAUCUCCAGGGCCAUCUCCAAGGUAUUCCUUGGGCAUCGAUUCCAAAGACUUUCCAAGAUGCAAUUACAGUUACUCGCAAUAUUGGUCUCGAAUAUGUUUGGAUUGACUCGCUUUGUAUCGUGCAAGAUGACCAUCAAGACUGGCUAAAGGAGUCGAAGCGCAUGGGCUCCAUAUACGAGCAGGCAGAGAUUACUAUCGCCGCUUCUCAUACUCCAGGUUGCUGGGAGGGAUUCUUUUUCGCUCGCCAUCCACCGCCUCCCUCUGUAGAGAUUCCCGGUUUCUUCUCCCACGAGACAGAUGCAUCUAGAGUACAAGUUUUCGCAACCAUCCGGCGGGAUACAGCCACCAACACCUUUCCCGAGUUCGGUGCGCUCAACAGUCGUGCAUGGGCUACUCAAGAAUGGCUUUUGUCUAGGCGCAUAAUCUUCUUUACCAAAGGAACCCUCAUUUGGUCUUGCAAGGCCAUUACCCAGCGUGAGACGGGAGAGCGGUGCUACAGUGUAUCGCGAAAUACGCGCUGGAAGAACAUCAUAGAACAGUACAGCGACCGCCAGUUGACUUUUCCAACGGAUAGACUAAUUGCACUGGAAGGCCUGCGAAGGGAGCUGGGAAAGAAAAUUGCAUGUGAAUAUGCCUUUGGGGUAUGGAAAGAGUCUCUUCCCAACCAGUUACUCUGGCAAGUGACCAAAAGGAUAGGGGGAGCUGCUAUUUCGGACCCUCUCAAGCUGCCAACGUGGACAUGGGCUCAUGUUCCAUCCGGAGUGCGGUUCUUGACGAUUGAUAGAGCCAAGAAUCUGUGUGACUCAAUUGCUUUCGGGGACGACGCAAGGCGCAUGAGUCUUCAGGUGCGAGCAAAGCGUCUUUCUAACCUGACAACAACCUUGGACUUUGGACAAGGUGACGCUGUUACUGAAGCCAUCUAUGUGGAUAUGAUAUCGUCUCACGCCAAGGCAACCAAGUCCAUGGCUCAUUUUAUAUUGGACCAGGGUGACUCUCCCAUAGGAUGGGUCGUCUUUGACCUUGCAGCGGAAGAUACGACUUCUGAGCCGAUUCUAUGUCUUGCUCUUAUGGGUAGCAUUGGACGGCGAGAAGAGCAAGCUGAGAGACGCACUGGCAAGGUCGUUUCAAAGAAGCUUCGACAUUAUUGGGUGCUGCUGGUGCGGCAGCGGAAUGACGGCCGGUACUACAGAAUUGGGAUUGGGAAGACAUAUGGAUCAAAGUGGUGGCAAGACGCUGACAUUAAGACUUUGGAACUGGUUUGAAGAAGAAUUGGUCAACGUGAGGGUUUGGCUAAAGACGAGACAUUUGCGUGUUGUUGUCUUAUGCUUGUAUUGCUGUGGGUCCGGCUUUUGGUUGAAGUAGCAAGCUCAAUACGUGUACUCUGUACUCCGUAGACAAGUUACUUUUACUACUGUUAUGAUGGAAGCAAGAGUAGCGGGCUGAUAAUGAAAACAAAAGAAACAAUCAGAGAUUGGUUC